AUGGACCAAGGAAAUAAAUCAAGAGUGACAGAAUUUAUACUGCACAGUCUUUCAGGUUCUCGAGAGCUACAACUUUUCUAUUUUGCAUUUUUUACACUUUUCUAUUUAUCCAUUGUGCUGGGGAAUCUCCUCAUUGUGCUCACUGUCAUCUCUGAACCUGUACUACACACACCCAUGUACUUUUUGCUCAGUAACCUCUCCUUCAUUGAUGUGUGUCUAUCUACCUUUGCCACCCCCAAAAUGAUUGUUGACUUCCUAUUGGAGCACAAAACCAUCUCUUUUGAGGGCUGCAUGGCUCAGAUAUUCUUUCUGCAUGUCUUUGCUGGUGGUGAAAUGAUGCUCCUUGUGGCCAUGGCGUAUGAUAGAUACGUAGCCAUAUGCCGACCCCUACGCUACGCAGCCAUCAUGAGCAUGAGCAAGUGCACAGGCCUUGUGCUUGGUUGCUGGCUCAUUGGGGUUCUGCACUCAGUAAGUCAGCUGGCCUUCACAGUAAACCUUCCAUUCUGUGGCCCCAAUACAGUGGACAGUUUUUUCUGUGACCUGCCCCUGGUUAUCAAACUCGCCUGCACUGAUACCUUUACUCUUGAGGUACUGAUGUUUUCAGACAGUGGCCUAAUGGCCAUGAGCUCCUUCAUGCUCCUGCUGAUCUCCUACACGGUCAUCCUGGUCACUGUGCGACGGCGCUCCUCAGUGGGCAUGGCCAAGGCAAGGGCCACCCUGACUGCCCACAUCACUGUGGUGACCCUCUUCUUUGCACCCUGCAUCUUCAUUUAUGCCUGGCCUUUUAGCAACCUCCCAGUGGAUAAGGUUCUCUCAAUAUUUUAUACUGUUUUCACCCCUCUCUUAAACCCCUUGAUCUACACCUUACGAAAUAAAGAGGUAGUAUCAGCCAUGAGAAAACUAAGGAGUCGACAACUGAGUGCCUGACAGUCUCCCAGCUCUCCCUUGUAA
This is a messenger RNA of Manis javanica (Malayan pangolin), 951 nucleotides long. RefSeq names its product olfactory receptor 4K15-like. NCBI's taxonomy places the organism in Eukaryota, Metazoa, Chordata, Mammalia, Pholidota, Manidae. Gene Ontology annotation, molecular function: G protein-coupled receptor activity; olfactory receptor activity. Gene Ontology annotation, biological process: G protein-coupled receptor signaling pathway. The record is from RefSeq and is a predicted model, not a curated record. Gene Ontology annotation, cellular component: membrane.